Dendrobium catenatum is the source of this 894-nucleotide messenger RNA. RefSeq names its product glycine-rich cell wall structural protein 1.8-like. The record is from RefSeq and is a predicted model, not a curated record. Lineage: Eukaryota; Viridiplantae; Streptophyta; Magnoliopsida; Asparagales; Orchidaceae. The transcript has a single exon. The coding region runs from base 1 to 894 and encodes 297 amino acids.
AUGUUGGCGGGGCGAAGGGGAGCCAGAGGCGGAAAGAGCCGGCGUGAUCAGCGGAAAGACAGCACAGAGGACGCGGGCGAGGAAAGGGAAAAAGUAGGAGGAGGGGGGACGGAGGAGGGGCAGCGGACAGGACGGCAGAGAAGGCGCCAGAGCAAACGCGGCCAACCGGGGAGGGGCGCGAAGCCAGGGGGGGGGAAGGACCGGGGGAAAGCACAGAAAGGGAGGGUGGCGGGCAGGGCGACAGAGACGCCAGGCCAGAGGGGGCCGGGGGAAAGAAGAGGAAAACGGAACGGGGAGAAGGAGGAAAGUGCAAGGCACGGCGGCCAGGGGGCGGGCGGGGGGGGGGGGACAAGGGGGGAGUUAGCAGAGGGCACGAGGCCGGAGGGGGGGAAAGGGGGGGGCGGAGACCCGCGGCAGAAGGGGGCCGGAGACCCAACCAACGGGAGCAGAGGGACCGAGCAGAAGGGAGCGGGUAAGACCGAGCAAAGAGGGACAGGUGCGCAGGGAGGGGGGGGCGCGACGGCGGCGGGGGACGAUGCGCGCAGAAGAAGGAAGAGGAGGGGGGGGCGGGAGGAGGGAGGAGGAGGAAGGAAGGGAGAGGGGUGGGAACAGGGGGGAGGGAUGCAGGCGGGGAAAAAGCCCAAGCGGGGGAGCGGGGAAGAAAGGGAAGGGCACGCAGGGAGGGCAACGGGGGAAGAAGGAGACGCAGGGGGCGCAGGAGAGGAAGGAAGAGGGAGGAGGGGGGGAAUGGGAUGCACAGAGGCGCCCGGGGACGAGGGGGGGGGGAGAGGAACAAGCGGGGAGGAGGGGGCAGGGAGGGAGACAAGGGGGGGGCAGCAAAGAAAGGGCGGAGGGGAGAGGGAGGAGGAGGGGGGAGGAGAGAGGAGGAGCUGA